CAUUUUUGUUUUCGACGGUAACGCUAAUCGCCAUUCUACUUAUUGUGUUUCUAUUAAUCAAAACCCGGUCCCGUUUCUGUUGUGAGUAAAAGGGGCCAAGACAAGAGGUCCAUAUGAGAGAAAGUCGAAAACUAAAGGGAAGUAACGAGAUAGCUUCAAAGAAAUACAGUGUGUAGAGUUUUGGUCAAGAUGCGGCCGGCUCUCUCUCUCUGUCCUGUCCUGAUCUCUCUGUUAUUCCUUCUGUCUGGACUGACCGUCAUCAACGGCUGUAACAAAGCCCUGUGUGCCAGUGAUGUCAGCAAAUGUCUGCUUCAGGGGCUUUGUCAGUGCCGGCCGGCGGAGGGAAACUGUUCGUGUUGUAAAGAGUGUAUGUUGUGUUUGAGUUCUCUCUGGGAGGAGUGCUGCGACUGUGUAGGAAUGUGUAAUCCAAGAAAUUACAACGACAGUCCGGCCACCUCCAAGAGCACAGUCGAAGAGCUCUACGGACCAAUCCCGUCACUUUUCCGGGCCCUGACCGAAGGCGACACCCCCAUUAAUAUGAUGGUUGUGUCGUUCCCCGUCGCUGAGGAACUGUCCCACCACGAGAAUCUUGUGUCUUUUCUUGAGACUCUGGACAGUCAGAGUCACAACAUCUCGCUGCCCAGUAACAGCGUUCAUGGUGAUGCCAUGUGUACGGUGGUGUACUUUGAUGACUGUGUGUCCAUUCGCCAGUGUAAGCAAUACUGUGAGUCAAUGGGAGGAUCAAAGUACCGCUGGUUCCAUAAUGCCUGCUGUGAGUGUAUUGGACCCGAAUGUUUGGACUACGGCAGCAAAGCAGUGAAAUGCAAUAACUGCCUCAUCUGAGACUUUCAUAUACAUGAAUCACUGCACUAUCAAAGAACUGAAUACAGAUGUGGGUCCAAACUCACGCUACACUUGUUUAUACUGUGUAAAACACGUGUUUCUAAUGUGUUUCUUUUGUUCCUGUUCCUGUUCUUGUCUUGUUUUUUUUUCUCCUGUCUUUUGGAAAAUAAAUUAACAUAGCGCUUGAGAUUUUUGUAACGUUAUGAAUAUUGUUUGUUAAUCAUUUCAGCAGCAUGUAUGGAUUGCUAUUAAAAACCAAAGAAAGAUAGUCCUGAACAAAACGGUUACGUUUGUGUUAUGAUUUAAUGAUUAAUCCAUCAUUGUUUAAGAUUUUAGUUGUGUCCUCUUUCAUUGUCAACCAACAUACUUAAAAAAAAAAAUCAUAAUUCACAUUUGAGGUAUACUGUAUGUAAUUUAUUUUGUAGACCAAAACAUGAAAGUAUCAAGUACUUUUAACCACAUACCUUAUUUUACUCAUUUAUGAAGACACAAUUUUACUAUACUAUGCUUGUGUUUGAAACAAGCAUCUAGUGUGUCUUUAGUUUACUAUUGUGUGAUGAGAAAUAAAUGAGUUAAAAAACAAAGAUGAAAGAAUGAAAGCAUAUCUCAGAUUUUCUUGUAAACUACAAGUUGAAUGCAGCUCUUUUUGAAAUGUUGCUGUAAGUAAAUUUUAAGACUAAAGUCCA
Messenger RNA from Myxocyprinus asiaticus (Chinese sucker), 1529 nucleotides. Its product is annotated as twisted gastrulation protein homolog 1-A-like. Bases 190 to 843 code for a protein of 217 amino acids. Gene Ontology annotation, biological process: regulation of BMP signaling pathway. Lineage: Eukaryota; Metazoa; Chordata; Actinopteri; Cypriniformes; Catostomidae. The record is from RefSeq and is a predicted model, not a curated record. The transcript has 5 exons.